AGUUAUCCCCAGCCCGUCCCGUCUCCGUGGUUACACAGUGGCGGAAGUUAUCGCAAUCCACCUGUUGCACUUCGAACAGGAAAAAUAGCUCGACAAAUCGAUAUUUGGGCGUUCUUAAAAACUAAGCCAAUCGAAGCAACGGUAAAGUUCUAGAACUACUAGCUACAUUCUAUCUGUGUCAACUUUAAUGGACAAACUAAAGAAAGUUUUGAGUGGCCAAGAUGGCAACAAUGAUGACGGCGACAUAUUGCAAGCGGCGAACCAAGCCUCCACCCUGGGCUGGGGCACGCGCAUGAAGGGCUUUAUCGCAUGUUUCGUGCUCGGGGUCUUGUGUUCCAUUCUGGGGACAUGCUUGCUGUGGAUUCCAAGGGUUGGUCUGAUUCUGUUUGCCGUGCUGUACACACUCGGCAAUGUUGCCUCUCUGUGCAGCACUAUGUUCCUGAUGGGACCCCUUAAUCAGCUGAAGAGGAUGUGUGCCAAAGAAAGAGCACUGGCCACAGCUAUCAUGCUGACCUGUCUGGUGCUAACUAUGUGUUCUGCUUUCUGGUGGAAGAAUAAUGGUCUAGCCUUACUCUUCUGUAUUCUACAGUUUCUGGCCUUCGCUUGGUAUGGCCUGUCCUACAUUCCAUUCGCAAGGGAUGCCGUGAUAAAGGCCUUCUCUGUCUGUCUGAAGUGAGGCUGCAAACCUCCCUUUCACUCUCCCUCUGAGGGGUUAUGAUGUGUGUGUGUUUGGGGGUUGGCUAAAGCCCUCAACUCUCUGGCAAACACACAGACGCCACACAGGUGUGCUGGAAUGGUGCCCACUGAGUAAACACUCGUCAGCGAAUGCUUUCCAGAGCAGAAGUGUACCUGAGGUAUGAUGUUGUGUAGAGGAAUCUGUUUGUGAGGGAUGCCUUAACUUAUGUGUGUGUGGUGUCUGUCCCUUUAAGCUUGGUGUAUGUGAAUUUUGUGUGUUUUUCUACACUGUGAGUCCAGCUCCUCUUAAUUUACUGUGGGGGGAGGGUCAAUGCACCACCUCUGUCAUUUCUCUAACUGUAAAUCAAACCAGACCAAAACUAUUCAGAUCUAUAUUUAGGUGCCAACAUGGUGUCUUCACUAGUUAGUUGUACUGUAGGUGUUUAUUUACAUGUGUUCACAAUGGACAGCUGACUACUGAUAAUUUAACCGGCUCAGGUCUGGAAAUCUGUACAGUCAGGGGACUUUUUGCACCUAAUCCCAAGUGCACUUACCAGGAGUCUGAAUAUAAGGGCCUGCUGUUAAACGUUCUUCUAGCUGGAUAGAUAUACAGUUGAAGUUGGAAGUUUACAUACACUUAGGUUGUAGUCAUUAAGACUAGUUUUUCAACCUCUCCACAAACUUCUUGUUAACAAACUAUAGUUUUGGAAAGUCAGUUAGGACAUCUACUUUGUGCAUGACACAAGUAAUUCUUCCAGCAAUUGUUUAUUUCACUUAUAAUUCACUGUCACAAUUUCAGUGGGUCAGACGUUUACAUACACUAAGUUGACUGUACCUUUAAACAGCUUGGAAAAUUCCAGAAAAUGAUGUCAUGGCUUUAAAAGCUUCUGAUAGGCUAAUUGACAUAAUUUGUGUCAAUUGGAGGUGUACCUGUGGAUGUAUUUCAAUGCCUACCUACCUGCUUCUUUGCUUGACAUCAUGGGAAAAUCAAAUGAAAUCAGACAAGACCUCAGAAAAUACAUUGUAGACCUCCACAAGUCUGGUUCAUCCUUGGGAGCAAUUUCAAAAUGCCUGUAGGUACCACGUUCAUCUGUACAAACAAUAAUAUGCAAGUACAAACACCAUGGGACCACGCAGCCGUCAUACCGCUCAGGAAGGAGAUGCGUUCUGUCUCCUAGAGAUGAAUGUACUUUGGUGCGAAAAGUGUAAAUCAAUCCCAGAACAACAGCAAAGGACCUUGUGAAGAUGCUGGAGGAAACAGGUACAAAAGUAUCUACAGUAAAACGAGUCCUAUAUCGACAUAACCCGAAAGGCCACUCAGCAAGGACGUAGCCACUGCUCCAAAACUGCAUAAAAAGCCAGACUACGGUUUGCAACUGCACAUGGGGACAAAGACUGUACUUUUUGGAGAAAUGUCCUCUGGUCUGAUGAAACAAAAAUAUAAUUGUUUGGCCAUAAUGACCAUCGUUAUGUUUGAGGGAAAAGGGGGAGGCUUGCAAGCCGAAGAACACCAUCCCAGCCGUGAAGCACGGGGGUGGCAGCAUCAUGUUGUGGGGGUGCUUUGAUGCAGGAGGGACUGGUGCACUUCACAAAAUAGAUGGCAUCAUGAGGGAGGAAAAUUAUGUGGAUAUAUUGAAGCAACAUCUCAAGACAUUAGUCAGGAAGUUAAAGCUUGGUUGCAAAUGGACAAUUACCUCAAGCAUACUUCCAAAGUUGUGGCAAAAUGGCUUAAGGACAACAAAGUCAAGGUAUUGGAGUGGCCAUCACAAAGCCCUGACCUCAAUCCUAUAGAAAAUGUGUGGGCAGACCUGAAAAAGCAUGUGUGAGCAAGGAGGCCUACAAACCUGACUCAGUUACACCAGCUCUGUCAGGAGGAAUGGGCCAAAAUUCACCCAACUUAAUGUGGGAAGCUUGUGGAAGGCUACCCAAAACGUUUGACCCAAGUUAAACAAUUUAAAGGCAAUGCUACCAAAUACUAAUUGAGUGUAUGUAAUCUUAUGACACACUGGGAAUGUGAUGAAAGAAUAAAAGCUGAAAUAAAUCAUUCUCUCUACUAUUAUUCUGACAUUUCACAUUCUUAAAAUAAAGUGGUGAUACUAACUGACCUAAGACAGGGAAUUUUUAGGAUUGAUUGUCAGGAAUUGUGAAAACUGAGUUUAAAUGUGUUCGGCUAAGGUGUAUGUGACCUUCUGACAUCAACUGUACAUGCAGAAAAAAAUAAGGGAAGAACUGCUUCAAGUGCUCAUGAAUCUUUCACCUUUUAUAGAAAACGUCUGAGUUCCGUUUCCUGUAAACAUGUCUAACUGCUGUUUUAACUGUCAUGGUUAGUUGAACCAUAGACAAUUUUGUGUUAUAUUUUUUCCACAGGUAUUUUGGCUUUCAUUUCAGUUUCUUUUAUAAUUUCUGGGCGAAUAUGUUAUUAUUAUUAUUUAUUUUUUCAAUCAUGUUUCCUGUAAACACUACUCUUUAACUGUUUCAACUCUUUCAUGGUUAGUAUUAUAGCUGUUUUCUGGGUGGAAUUAAAAUAUCAAUGCUGGCUUCAGCAUGCCCUAGUCAUGACCAUUAAAAAACCCUCUCACUGGGGCUGUGUGACUUUUAUGUUAACUUGCAAAAAAGAAAUGCCUUACUUCACAUGAUUUAAACCAGGGAAUCACUGCUUUUUAAAUUGGUAUACUGAACUACUGUAACUCUCCUGAGUGACCUCUGUUUCAUAAAACCCUCCCUAUAGAUGGUUGUUUCAUCUACAUAAAAACAUGUAUGAUGCUAUUAAACACUUGUUUUAUAGAAUAACAUAUGUUCUAUAUUCAGGAUACAUUGUUUUAGGACCAUGGUUAGUUCGUCUACUUGUCUAAUAUGAGUGCAGGUAGUUACAGGUUUGGAAUAAAUACUUUUUAAAUCACGAUUAUUUUUUGUACCAUCUGGAAAUUCAACACUAAUGUUUUAAAGUGUAACGAUAAUUUAGCGAUGUAGGCCAAUAAUGUAUGACUAUGAAUCAUGUGUUCUUGUCCUGUUUGUGUGACACCAUUUUACAACAGAAAUAAACAUUUUCAAACUA
This is a messenger RNA of Oncorhynchus nerka (sockeye salmon), 3730 nucleotides long. RefSeq names its product SFT2 domain containing 2b (gene sft2d2b). Gene Ontology annotation, cellular component: membrane. The record is from RefSeq and is a predicted model, not a curated record. Gene Ontology annotation, biological process: vesicle-mediated transport. Bases 188 to 676 code for a protein of 162 amino acids. The transcript has 8 exons. Lineage: Eukaryota; Metazoa; Chordata; Actinopteri; Salmoniformes; Salmonidae.